CCAUGUUCUUUUCUGAAAUCUGUAACCAAGUGAAGUUGAGUGUCGGCCUUUUAUCACUGUCUAAUUAAUGUUCGCAUUAUGACCGUGUUGAUUGUGCCUUUUUACAAUUAAAGGUUUAAAAAAUCUCGAACUUUUUGAUUGUGCAGUUUUUCCUCGUAUUUCUUUAUACUAUCACGCCGAUAACGUCGUUGCACCAUGACUGCUAAGAAGCCCUCGGGUACUCAUUUAAAUGAUCUUCGUGUCAUCGAUCUUAAACUUGAGCUAGAAAAAAGGAGUUUGGAAACGAAAGGCGUCAAAAAAGAACUAACCGAAAGGUUGUCCAAGGCAUUAGUUGAUGAAGGCCACAAUCCGGAGGAGUAUCUCUUUGAUCUCAAUUCUGAAAAAAAAGUCAGCGCUCGUAAAAAGGAUGAGCCAAGUGCCGAUGACAGUUUGUCCGAGAAAGAAGAUAAGGAUGCAAGUAUGACAGAGAAUGGGAAUUCAGAAGAUGCAAUCAAAGAAGAAGAGGUAGAAGAAAAAGCUGAUGAACCAGAACCUAAGAUUAAGAAAGAGGAGAAGAAAGUUACUAAGGAGGAUGUGAAGGUAAUAGAAGUCGAAGAAGUUAAAAAGGAAAAUGGCAGUAGCAAGAAAAAAAGCGAUGAGGAUGUAGUUGUUAAGGCAGAACAGUCUGAAGAAGAAGAUUUGGAGAAGAAAGAAAAGGAGUCUGAAAAAAGUGAAAAGCCAGCAGCCUCUGAAGAUUCUGAUAAAAUAGAGGAUGACGCAUCUGUAAAACAAGAUAAAGAAGCUCCAACGGAGAAUGAUCAAAAUAAGGAUUCUAAAGAAGUUGCCUCUACCAAAGGCACAGCUGAUGAUGAUGAUUCUAUCAUGUUGAAUAUUGAAGAAGAUGAGAAAUUACUGCUUGGAGAGGAGGACGGUGAUUCCGAAAAAGCUCAGAAGAAUAAAGAUGAAGAAAGUCCUGAGGGUGUGUCAGCAAGCAAAGAAGAAUCGAAUGAAGAGAAGAAGGAGUCAAGUAAAAGUGAAAUGGAUGUCAAGAAGAAUGUUGGCGUCGAAGAAAAGGGUGAUGAAGAAGUACAGAAUACUCAGAGGAAUGAAACAGAAGCGGGAGAGGUCAAAACAGAUAAUAAUGAGAAAAAGGAGCCAGCUGGCAACAACAGUAAAAACCUUUGGAUCAGUGGAUUAUCAUCUGCUACUCGUGCAACAGAUUUGAAGCAGAUAUUUUCCAAGUAUGGGAAGGUGAUUGGUGCUAAAAUUGUGACCAAUGCUCGCACACCAGGAGCGCGUUGUUAUGGAUACGUUACUAUGCUCACAAACGAAGAUGCUACAAAAUGUAUCCAGCAUCUUCAUCGUACAGAACUGCAUGGACGGAUGAUCUCCGUCGAAAGAGCGAAAAGUGAUGUUAACAGUGGCAAACCCAAAACAAGUGGAACAGAAGAUAAGAAGCGAGAACACACCGCUAAACCGCGAGUGGAUGACAAGGCACGCAGAGAACAUGAAGAAAAGAAAAAACGAGAGGAGAAGAAGAAGCGAGAAGAAGAGGCCAAGAAAACACCAGCUGGCGAAGCAGCACAGAAAGUUGGCACAGAAAAAGAACCUGAUGCUCCCGGAACAGAGGCAGAAGCAGCUGCAGCAGUAUCAGACUCAAGCAAAAGUUCAUCAAAGAAAGCAGAAGAUCCAAAGAGAGCAUCAAGCUCUGGAAAAGUUUCAAGUUCCAGUCGACUUUCGGGUUCUGGGAGACACUCUAGCUCUGGACAUCACUCAAGCUCUAAACAUUCGUCUGAUAUUCUUACUUUUGCUCAUAUUAAGGGAGAGCGUGAUAAGCAGAAAUUACGAGAGCAAGAAAGGAUCAAGCGCGAUGAAGAGCGUCGGCAGAGAAUAGAAAAAGAAAGACAGAGAGAAAUCAGUCGCAAGCAAAGGGAAGAAGCAGCUCGAUUAGAAAGGGAACGAGAAAAACUUCGUAUUGAGAGAGAGAAGAUUGAGCGGGAGAGAGCAGAACUGCUAAGAUUGGAGAGAGAGGCUCAAAAACUGGAACGAGAACGGUUACAGCGUGAAAAAGAAGAACUCAAAAGGGCAGCUGCAAAAUUAGAAGACGUGAAACGAACUGUCAAAAGGGCUCAGUCAAGGUCGUCAUUAGAACGUUCAAAGAAGCCAAGAGAUAGCUAUGAAAGAAGAGAGCCCACAAGAUACAAUGACAGGAUAGAGGAUAAACGUCCAAUCAAAAGGCCUAUUGAGCCACCCAGACCUCCUCCAGCAGACACCAAAAGACCAAGGGACUCAAGAUACGACAGACCAGAGUCCUCUAGAUUCAAUGAAAGGUAUGAUCGUCCUGAAAGGCCUGACCACCGUUCAGAUCACCGCCCCAGCAGAUCCGAUAGACCUAUCAGACCAGAGCGAUCAGAUCGCCCAGAACGCUCAGAUCGUCCACCAAAAACAUUCAGAAGUGGCAGUAGGGAGGAUAGAAGACCUGCUGACCGAGGCCACGGAAGCGCUCCUAUUUCACGAAGUAAACCUGAAAUACAUCACAGAAAUUUUCACGACCGCAAGGAUCACAUCGGGGACUCGGGUGGUCGUUUCAAAGAUAACUCCAGAAGUGACUGGGGCUCUACCCGAGGAACUGGUGCCUCCAGUGGUUUUGGUAAUUCUACUUCUAGUUCGUCUUGGCUCAAUUCAAAUCCUCCAGAAUCCAGAAAGGAUGGCAAUCAAUAUGUAUGGAACAAACCCAUGACUUCUCAGUCAACUGACAGGUGGCCCAGUGGUGCGCCAAUGGGAAUGAGUCGAAAUGUCAUGAAUGUUGGUAGUAAUGCUCCGUUUAAUGCACCACUUAACUCUGAUUUCUCAGGUGGAAUGUCAGGCAUGAUGAACAACACUCCUAUGUCUUUUGCAAGUGAUAGAUUUGAUGCCUAUAAAAAUAUGAAUAGUCAUACAAGCAUGAUACGAAAGUAUUAAGUCUCUUGAUUCUUUCUCAAUGUUAAUCAAGCGAUUUUUAAUUGUAGGUCAGUAAUAUGUUCACAAGCAUCAUAUAAUUCUUAUUGGUCACUUGAUCUCAUGUGUAUGUGUGUAAAUGUUUAUGCGGAACAAAUGUACAGGCUAGCCCCUGCAAAAUGCACAAUGGUUUUUAUGUAACAUUAAUUAUUAUCCUUGUGUUAAUCCUCUUAUUUGUAUAUUUGGUUUUUAAUUUUUAUAGAACGCAAUAUAUCAAUUAUCCUGAAUUU
This is a messenger RNA of Bemisia tabaci, 3206 nucleotides long. RefSeq lists its product as uncharacterized. Gene Ontology annotation, cellular component: nucleus. NCBI's taxonomy places the organism in Eukaryota, Metazoa, Arthropoda, Insecta, Hemiptera, Aleyrodidae. Gene Ontology annotation, molecular function: sequence-specific DNA binding; RNA binding. The record is from RefSeq and is a predicted model, not a curated record. Gene Ontology annotation, biological process: regulation of mRNA processing; regulation of transcription by RNA polymerase II.